UCUGAUAAAACAAAAACAAACUUGAGCAUUGAACGAGAUUAGGUUUUGUAAUUUGUAAUUUAUUAAUCGUAUGGUAGUCUGUUGGAUAUGCUUGAUUUAGGCAAAGGAAGUUACACGUUUUAAUAAUAAGCUGGGAAUAGAUUCAGAUUACAGCUGUUGGAAAAAUAUGAAUUGAUCAUUGGUUUUUUUGAAAUUUUGCAAUUUUAUUGAGCACGACAACCUGUAAGUACAGACUUGGAUCAAAUCAACAAAGUUUUUUUUUUGGAUUCGCUAGGACGAAUGUGUUAAGUAUUAAAAAAUCAAAAAAAAGUAAAGUGUAGGACAUGGAACAAGCACCCGAAAGAUGUCGACUCUGCCUAGAUCCGAUUGUCGAGCAUAUUUACUCUAUGAAAAAUGCAGAACUAAAAUCAAAAAUAGAUCGUAUUUUUCCCUUCGAACUUGAACUCAAAGAAGGAUUACCUACAAGCAUUUGCAGUUCCUGUUCCAAUACCAUUUUAGAGUUUGACCUGUACGUGCAGAAAGUUCGGCUGAAUCAGGAAAAGUUAACCGCCAUCGACUGCAAAUGGUCAUUUGAGCAGAUCAAAAUCGAACCAACGGAGCAAUUUGAGCCGGUCAUUUGUGUGGAGAUAAGUCAGCACGAAUUGAAAUCUGAAAGAUCAGACGAAGAAACCAUUCGUGAGGAAAUGGCAGUACUUGAGCACGUUCCACUAGAACAACCAAACAAGAAAAAAUUCCGUAAUAAACGGAUCUGCGAAAAAAGGAAGCCGAUCAAAAUUGUUUCAAAAACAAAGGAAAAGAAACCCAAAAAAAUUUACAACAUCAAAUCGAAACUGGAACAAGAACAAGAUGAUGUGAUAAUCAAAGAAUUCUAUAAAUUAGUUUGCGAUAUUUGCGGGGAACCAGCUACAAAUUUUUCCACGCUACUUUCGCAUUUUCGAACUGUUCAUAACCAACCGGGUUACAUAAAAUGUUGUAAAAGAAAGAUUGUGAAACGUUGUCAUCUGCUUCAACACAUGGCUCUACACACGAAUCCCGAAUCAUUUCGAUGUGAGGUGUGCUGUAAAAAUUUUGCGAACAAAGAGUAUCUGAAGAUACAUCAGGCUAAGGCGCACGGCACUGAAAAGGACAGGCCAUUCAAAUGCAACCAAUGUGCACAAUCCUUUUCCAGGGAGUAUCUGCUUCGUGCUCACGUGGUAACUCACAAGAAGGUACAGUGUCCGCACUGUAGCAAGUUUCUAGCGAGCAAAUCGGUGCUGAACGCUCAUAUUGUUAAAGUACACAGCGAUUUGGAUCGGCGAAUGAUUUGUGACACUUGUGGGCGGGAAUUUCUGAGUCAAGUUUGCUACGAACACCAUGUCAAGAAACAUUUGGGAAUCAAGGUUGUAGAGGAGAAGCUUAAGUGCGACGUUUGUGACAAGUGGUUUAUUGGAAAGCGCGGACUUCAGCGGCAUAUUCGAUUCAUGCAUUACGAAAGUGAGCAAACGCAUAUCUGUGAUGUUUGUAACGGACAGUAUCCAAAUUCAAGAGCACUGCGAAUCCACAAGAGUACCGUGCACGUGGAGGCAGCUUUCGGUUGCGAAAUUUGCGGCAAAAAGUUCAAACAAGCAAUCUCGCUAAAGGAACAUCGAGCUAAUCACACGGGCGAGGCGUUAUACAGCUGUGAUUUCUGUGAAGCCAAGAUGAAUUACAAUGGGAAUCUCUACAGCCAUUUAAAGAAGUAUCACCCAGUGGAAUGGGCUGCAAAGAAAUUGCAAGUACUUAAAACUAAUGAACCCAAAACUAAGGAAUGCCCGAUAGUUCGCCACACGCCGCUGACAGAUAUCACAGAAGAAUUCCUGUGCCUUUUCGUAGUGGGAAUGCUGCAGGUGAUCCUGCAGUCCUCGUUCCCCCUUCAACCAGCUUUGGCAGAUUUGACACUGAUACUUCUUCACCGGAUCGAUUCCCAGGUGCUCCUGGACGUGACGCUCAAAGAAAAAGUGUUUUUGUGGAAAAUUGCUGCAAUAGUGAUUCUAAACAUGGAAACAAGGAGCCCCGGGUGUCGACUUUGCUUAGAGGCAGUUUCUGAAAAUUACUGCUCUAUAGAAAAUGCGCAACUUAAAGAGCAACUGAAAACAGUGUUUAAUUUCACGGUUGAUUUCAGAGAAGGAUUUCCCAACAAUAUAUGUGAAAUAUGCUCACGGACCAUAUCCGAGUUCUACCGAUUUUCGAAAAAAGUCCUUCAGAAUCAGAAACAACUGACCGAUAAAAUCAGCGACAAAUCAAGACUUACGUCAAAUAACGCAGCAUUUGAAUAUGUUAAGAUUGAACCGACGGAAGAGGUAGAACCUACCGAAUGCCUCGAGCUCAGUUUAAGUACGGUCGAACCUAAGGAUCAGCUACCGGAACGAGACGAGCUAAGUGAUGACGAGGAAUCAAUUGCCGGAGAACUGACCGACAAGUCGUACGAACCAUUAUCUGAUGACUCAAAUGAACCACUGGUGAAGCUAAAAACAAAGCGUUUUCGGCCUGAAAAUGAUCGUUCUGCCCACAAACAACAAGAAGAUAAACAAAUUGCAGAAUUCUACCAAAUGGUUUGUGAUUUAUGCGCAUUUAUGGCAACAAAUUUCCCUGAUUUGAGAGCUCAUUUUAAAAAGGUUCAUGGGCGUUCUGCAUACGUUGUUUGUUGCAAGAAAAAAAUACCCUCGAAGCGUAGCCUACUUGAACACAUAACUGUGCACAAAAAUCCGGAUGUAUUUCAGUGUGAAGUUUGCAAAAAGCGGUACAAAACUAAGGAAUCCCUGACAGUGCAUCUGGGUAAAUCUCAUGGUAUUGGAGUUGAGCGACCGUACAAGUGCGAUCAGUGUUUGCAGAGUUUUCCAAAACAGACCACCCUCGAUGCGCAUAUGGAAAUGCACAUAAAAAUGCAAUGUCCGCACUGUAAUCAGAUGGUAGCUAACAAGCAUUGCCUUAGAGCGCACAUAAAGAACAAACACAGUGAAAUUGAUCGCAAAAUGGUUUGCGACACUUGCGGACGGGAGUUUCUUAAUAAAUUAAGCUUUGAGCGGCACGUGAUGAAACACCAAGGAAUCGAGGUAUUGAAGAAGGUGCAGUGUCAAAUUUGUCAACGCUGGAUCAAAGGAGAACGGGGACUGCAGCUGCACAUGUUCAACAUCCAUUAUGAAGGAGUGCAGACCUGUGAUAUUUGUCAGCGACAAUGUCCAAAUACGCACGCACUGAAAAGGCACAAACGGAUUGUCCACGUGGAAGAGAAGUUCGAGUGCGAGUUUUGUAACCGUAAGUUCAAGCAGGCGAUCAACUUGAAGGAACAUCGGACGAUCCAUACUGGAGAAGUGUUGUAUUCCUGCAAAUACUGCGGCAAAUGCACUAAUUCUAAAGCGAACCUUUAUGUGCAUAUCAAGAAAAAUCACCCUGUUCAAUGGGCAGAGAAACGGUUGAAUGCGAUGGAAAGCAACGAAUGUGCAGCAUAGUUAUCAUAUGUGUUCAAGUCGAACACUGACCAAAUUGGACGAUUUUGGUCUCUAUACACCCUACAAACGGUGAGCCUGAACGUUGUGUACGGUUUAUGUCCUUAUGUCGUAUGGUCUACGAAAAAACGUCAGUGUUGGUCAGUUUAUUUUCAAGGAAAUACAUUUAUUUAAACUCCAA
Messenger RNA from Topomyia yanbarensis, 3645 nucleotides. Its product is annotated as zinc finger protein 208-like. Gene Ontology annotation, cellular component: nucleus. Bases 324 to 3467 code for a protein of 1047 amino acids. Gene Ontology annotation, molecular function: zinc ion binding; DNA-binding transcription factor activity. The record is from RefSeq and is a predicted model, not a curated record. The transcript is spliced from 7 exons. NCBI's taxonomy places the organism in Eukaryota, Metazoa, Arthropoda, Insecta, Diptera, Culicidae.